Trichobilharzia szidati is the source of this 509-nucleotide messenger RNA. NCBI's taxonomy places the organism in Eukaryota, Metazoa, Platyhelminthes, Trematoda, Strigeidida, Schistosomatidae. The record is from the annotation of a GenBank genome assembly.
GGGUUUGUUUGUCUGCGUCAUAGAGUGGUCAUUGAAAAAAUGAAGCUUGUGAGGUUUCUUAUGAAACUGUCCCAUGAGACUGUAACCAUAGAACUGAAAAAUGGCACUCAAGUUCAUGGAAGUAUUGCUGGAGUCGAUGUGUCUAUGAACACGCACUUGCGGUCCGUAACACUGACGCUUAAGAAUCGGGAUGCAAUACACCUAGACACAUUAACUGUCCGUGGAAAUAAUAUACGGUAUUUCAUCCUGCCAGAAAGUCUUCCCUUGGACACGCUUCUGAUUGACGAAGGGCCACCGAAAAGAAAACCUGGACGUGAAGGUAACCUAGAGCGUCCUAUCACUCGCGGCCGUGGUCGUGGUGGUCCUCGGGGUCGUGGUCGUGGUGGUCCUCGAGGUCGUGGUCGCGGUCCACCAAUGCGCUUCUAAUAUAUGUGUAUGUACAGUAUAUUUAUGCUUUCGAAUAUUCCAGACUACGUUUGUUUUUUUUAAAUAAAACCUUGUAUAAAUGA